GCUCGCGACACAACAGGCAGUUUAAAAAUUCAGAAAAAAUGACCACUCGCUUAAUGUUAUAUUUUUUUACAAUGUGAUGAAAUGCACACUUAUUUGCACUUUUAUAUAUAUUUCGUGGUUUGUGUGUAGGAUGUGUUGGUUCUUCGGGUUUACGUUACAUUUUCUGACUUUUGUUUAUACUUAAAUUUCCCGGAAUUUCAAAAACACAUCAAAAUACAAUCAAAAAACAACGAGUGUCAUGAUCAUUCAACAACAACAACACUUAAGGCAGAAGAGAUACCGUUCGCCUCGAAGCUGUAGAAGUGAUAUGAAAGUUUUGCCUGUUCGUUUUGUUUUGUCAGUAUUUAUAGUUUCUCCAGUGUGAGUUGCGAUGGAUGUAGAAAAAGAAAAGAGGAGUUCAGAAACACUCGGAAACCUCACUUCAUCAAGAGGCUAUCCAAGGGAACCGUGGCACAGUACUCCUGUGAAAAAGAAUCUUUUUGGUAAUGAAGAAACCCCAGAGGUUUCCUCAGCCAAACUGAGAGAUGUAAACAGAACAAGACUGGCCGGCUAUACUCCUCAAAACCUCUCAAAACCUUUGUCCUCUAUCUCAUCACAAGAUUUCCAGACACCAGUUAAUGGAUUCGAGAUCUCCACCAUGCAGAGGCAGAGACUGGAGCUACAACUGUUGAUAGCAGAACUGAAGGAUCGUGACCAGGAGCUCAACGCCAUGGCUGCAGCCCAUCAAAAGCAGCUUCUCUCAUGGGAGCAGGACCGUCAGAGAGUUCUGAUACUGGAACAGAGAUGUGCCAGGCUGGAGGAUGAGCUCCAGAAGCGUAAUGAGAUGAUCAGAGCUCUUAGCAAGACGACGAAGGUGGUGGAAGCGAGAGAGAAGGACGCUUAUCGAGAACUUAACAGCACUCAACAGCAGCUACACGAGCUGAAUCAGACGCAACUGAACACCAGCAGACACCAGCAAGACCUAGAGGAGAAGAACCAGAGUCUGAAUUCGACUGUCAUGAUGUUGUCAUCACAAGUGGGACAGCUGCAGGUUCGAGAGGAGGAACUCGGUACAAUGCUCAGGCUGAAGGACAAAGAUAUGAUUGAGGCAACCAGUCACAUUUUAGAGCUCUCUGGUCGCCUAUGUGAGCUUGAGAAAUCACUGGAUGAUCUGCGAACGCGUGAGAACGAAGCGCAGCGAGAGACAGUCGAGCACAAAAACCGUUUCAGAGAGAGCAGACACGAGAACACACAGCUGAAGGCGGAACUUCGGGAGAAAACCAUGGAGAAUAACAGACAGACAGAAGAACUCAUUCGCUUGAAACAAGAGAACCAGCUGUUGAAGAAAGAUCUCUCUGUCGCCGAGCUUCAGCUUUUGAGUGAGGAUAAAAGCUGGAAGGAUGAAUUACUGGAGUUAUCCCGAUCAAAACAAGCUCGAGGCGAAUCGGAGCUGCUGUGUCUGCGGCAGGUGUGUGAAAACCAGCAGAAUGACCUACAGCUGUUGAAGUUGAACCUGGAGUGUGUCAGGGAGACGCUGCGACAUCAUGAGGGUCAAAGGUCACUUGGGAGGACUGAUUCUGGUUUAGGAGCCAGUCAUGUGAUAGAAUACAGUGAUCAACAGGAAACAGAAAUAGACACAGGGUUGAUAUCCAGCCUCCAGAAUCACAGCACAGGCAGAAAUGUUCCCUCAGAUUUGACCCAACAUCCCCGCGUUGAAGCAGAAACACAGACUGACUUUGUGUGUGACUUUGACCGCACAAAAAACCCUGAAGUCACAGAACAGGCAGCAGUAGGAAAUGGUGUAGAAAACAACGUGUGCGCUAAAGACACCUGUGCAGUGAGCCAGGGUACCAUCUGUGAACAAGAGAUGACAGAGAAGGAAAACCCAGCCAGAGAGAACAGCUGUGAUGAGUCUGGUAACCCAACAGACAUUCAAACUCACCGCGUGUAUUGUGAGCCCGGGGCUGGCCUGGAUUUUGUGGCUGUCAUUGACUAUGAUCCAGACACGGGAACUCCUGUGUGUGUUGUUGACGUGGAUGUCAGUCCAAUAUUCUGCGCUACAGAUCUGAGCCGUCUUAACUUGGAUUGCCCCUCCCCCUUACCUGAAAGUGGGCGUGGUCCCAGUCGUUUACACGAAUCUGCAUUAUGCAUUGAGUUCUAUGGCAACGAGGAGGGCUACAGCUCAUCCACGAGUCGCUUACAGCGUUUGCUGGCCGAGUCUCGGGAAAUGGUGGCAACUUUAGAAAAUUCUUCCGGGAAACCUGUCAGCCAGGCGCAAAGCCCCACAAACACUAAUGCUGUCUGUCAACCCCAAAGUAACCACGACAACGGCAGUCGCCACUCCCAGUCCUCCACCCAUAGUCAAGAGGACAGCAAAAGAAGCCUGGAAAGUGACUCGUAAUUCAAAACAAGUCCACAUUUACAACAAGGAGAUGAGGACUGUAGAGCCACGGGGACCUGUGAAUCAUCACUGCUUCUAAAAAAUAAAUAAAGAAGAGUAUUGAAAAACCAAAAGUAUUUUAACUGGUGAAGUUUUUCACAGUGUUAUUUUUUUAAUGAAUAAUAGCUGAGCAUUCAGAAAGCACUACCUCUCACUGGACGGAUUUAUUUGUGAACUGUUUUCUUCAAGUGUUAAACCAGUCCUACAAGAUGGCAAAAAGCUGGUUGUUUUUGUCGAUCCAGUUUGGCUGUCAUCUAACCUGUCUGGUUGGAAAGGGAACGAAGCGUGAUGUGUGUCUAGUUUAGAUGAUUGUCUUUUACAACUGAAAUCUAGUGAGUCCUGUUCUCACAUUAAAGACUUUCUUUAUCAAACACAAGGAGACCACAGCCAUUUCAAAAGCCACUGAAACUCGCUAUAUUUCCCUAAUCUCAGGACUAUUAAAAGAACAAUAAAAGCG
Triplophysa rosa is the source of this 2876-nucleotide messenger RNA. It is a transcript of the gene ccdc62, whose product is annotated as coiled-coil domain containing 62. NCBI's taxonomy places the organism in Eukaryota, Metazoa, Chordata, Actinopteri, Cypriniformes, Nemacheilidae. The transcript is spliced from 14 exons. The record is from RefSeq and is a predicted model, not a curated record. Bases 371 to 2380 code for a protein of 669 amino acids.